AUGACAAUUGAAUCAAAUCAAAAUCAAAGUCAAACAUCAGAAUCAGAAGAAUUAAACCAAACCAAUUAUCUUUCAAGUUCCAAUCCAAAUUAUAAACCAAUAGAUCCAAGUUUAUUCGUUAAUCUAUUAUCACAACUUGGUGAUUUGAUUAAAAAUGUUGGAUCAUCUGAUACAAAUGAAUCUAAACUUUCUUUAGCAAAUCAGGCAAAUGGAUUAAGAACUUCAUUGGCCCAAGCAACUGAACAAAUCGAUUGUUUAAUUGCUGGUGAUUUGAGUAUAGAAGACCAAGAGUAUUUAAUCGAUCAAUUAGAAAAAAGACUCGAAACAGAAAUGUCACUUUUGAAAUUUGUUAAUGAAAUACCUCAUUCAUUGAGCUUGAUUACCACACCUGGAUUAUCUAGUACUCCUCAACAAACUUUAUCUCCUGAUCAAACCUUUCUUAAUUCUACCAAUUCAACCCUUUGA
Melampsora larici-populina 98AG31 is the source of this 465-nucleotide messenger RNA. RefSeq lists its product as uncharacterized. The transcript has 3 exons. Gene Ontology annotation, molecular function: transcription coregulator activity. Gene Ontology annotation, cellular component: mediator complex. The record is from RefSeq and is a predicted model, not a curated record. NCBI's taxonomy places the organism in Eukaryota, Fungi, Basidiomycota, Pucciniomycetes, Pucciniales, Melampsoraceae. Bases 1 to 465 code for a protein of 154 amino acids. Gene Ontology annotation, biological process: regulation of transcription by RNA polymerase II.